AUGGUUAUAUGUGUUAUGCUCUUGUUCUUCAGAUCCAUUUUUCUGGCCGGUUCUCAUGGUGGCUAUGCGAGCUGCAAUGGUCGCAAGCCAAGCAGUCAAUGGAUGCUACACAUUGCUUUCGCUUUCGGGCUCGCCUGCAUGACUAUAGCCUUUGUGACAACUUGGUGGAUACCUCUCAUCAUCAACUUUGUCUGGAACCGUAACAUCGCAGGUGUUUCAGUUCAGAGCGAUGAAUACUAA
Eruca vesicaria subsp. sativa (arugula) is the source of this 240-nucleotide messenger RNA. Lineage: Eukaryota; Viridiplantae; Streptophyta; Magnoliopsida; Brassicales; Brassicaceae. The record is from the annotation of a GenBank genome assembly.